Labrus bergylta (ballan wrasse) is the source of this 1879-nucleotide messenger RNA. NCBI's taxonomy places the organism in Eukaryota, Metazoa, Chordata, Actinopteri, Labriformes, Labridae. The record is from RefSeq and is a predicted model, not a curated record.
UCUCAUUAACCACAAAGUCCACACAGUGAGACACACACGUAUCCUCUGUACAGUCUCAGUGUUCAGCUUCAUCAUGGCCGGACGUCUGCUGUUUGUCUUCUUCAUGUAUGUCUUUAAUGGGAUUCAAACAGAAGCUCGUCUUCCACCUAAACUUACAGUGAAUUCAGCGGUGAUCAAAGAGACAGACUCAGUCACACUGAACUGUCAGACUCCAUCAUCUGUGUCUCAGUGUUAUUACCAAACUUUAAGUGGAGAAACUGUGAGGAUAUUAUCCUGUCAGCAGACACUGACAGGAAGUGAACUGCUGAAGAUGGAUCAUCAGAGUUCAUCUGCUGAGGUCAAAGUGGAAUGUUUUUACAUUGUUCAGAUUGGAGACAAACAUUUUCCAUCUCCACACAGUGACACAGUCUCCAUCAGCAUACAAAAUGAGACAAACCCAAACAAGGAGAGUCUCAGCACUUUGACAACCUCAGUUUCUAUUGUAACUUCACCUGCUGAUCAAGGUCCGACUGUAAGUCCUCCGGAUACUAAAGAAUUGUGGAAUUGGACGUUUGUCUGGGUUUUCGCUGGUUGUGGAUCUACUGUGGUCAUCACAGUGAUUGUUAAUGUUAUUCUUUGGAAGAAAAGAAGAGCUGGUAUUGUAGAGAAAGAGUCCAGAAGGACCCAGAGAAUGCCAUCACUCAUCAAAACCCCAGUCACAGGUUCUGAGGGAAUGGAAAGGAGUGAGUCUCGGAAAAGCAACGUAAGUCUGACAGGAAGAACAAUAAUCACAUUUUUCCAGAUAUACCAGAUGCUCAAGUUGGUUUCUGUCUUUUCCCAGCGGUCUUUGUACCAUAUUUACUCUACCAUCUAUGAGGGUCAGACUGCAGCAGCCAGCAAAGACAUGACUUACAGCAAGCUGCAGGCACACUGACAUGCUAACAGUUUAAAAGUGUGUUCAAGAAGAGAAGAAGUUGACUGAUGUGAUGUAGAACCAGAGGUACCCAUCAUGGACCAGACAGCAGCUGUCAUAUUUCUGAUGGACCGGUGGGGUGGGGGCGGAUUGUACACCAUCCUCUACUAAUGUCACAUUGAGAUAUAUGAAGUACAGUAAAAGCAUAAUGCAACCCAAACAACUGUAGAAAACUCUCAAAAAAUCUAAACUUAACUCGCCAUCAGUGUGAGCCAGUUUUCUGGAGACAAGGUGGUCGAAGCAUGGCGUUUUGUCUGCGAGUGAAAGGCGCUGCGGGUUUCUAACAUCCACUCUGCUGCGGAGCCUUGGUUUGUUAGCAGUCAGAGCUAAAUGAGAUAUGUCUCCAUAUCUUCACUGUCUAUGAGCCUUUUUUCAGGAGCCCAAGUAAAAAAACGUGUUGAUGUGAUCUGUUUCUUCAUGUUCUCUCCUCACUAGCAUGCGCAGCUUUGACCCACACGUGACCUUAUCAGUAAAAUGUUUGUAUCUUCAUAUUUAAACGUUUACUGAAUCAAAUUCAGAAAAAAAAAAGUCAAAGGAGUUCCUUUAUGGCAAUUACAUCCACCCUCUUGCUUCCCACUGGGUGUGACCGGCCCGGUGUGAAACAACCCAAGGCCCGGUAACGGCCCGAGGCAUGAUGGUUGGGGACCCCUGAUGUAGAGUAAUCCUGAGCUUCUGUCAUGUCUUCUUCUCAAAUCAACCAAGAUGUAAAACGAACCCAAAGUUUUCCAACGUCUUACAGUCAGAAUAUCAAGUUCAAUCCUGCUUUUUACACAAGUGUUUGCUUUAAGGUGAAGAUUGACAAUAUUUUUGGAUAUACUUCGUCUCAGUCUUGUUGUUUGCUUACUUCUGCACAAACACUGUAUGCUACAGACCCAAUGCAAAAUAUUUGAAUCUUUGUAUAUUUCAAAUAAACCUGAAUUAAUGUGU